Molecule: messenger RNA, 630 nt
Organism: Parathielavia appendiculata
Lineage: Eukaryota; Fungi; Ascomycota; Sordariomycetes; Sordariales; Chaetomiaceae
Exons: 1
Coding region: 111-449 (112 amino acids)
Source: RefSeq, a predicted model, not a curated record
CGCCCAAGCGAAGCACUUGAACCGCCAUCUCCCCAAACGUAAGUCCUAGCCCUUUCCCUCUGAUAGGCGUGAUUUGACACUUUCUCGCAGACACCGGUGACCGGCCAUACAUGUGCUUUCUAAGCCGUGAAACCUUCGCCCGCAGCGACAUCCUCAAGCGCCACUCCACCAAGUGCGCUAUCCGAGGCGGCAACCCGACUAGCGCCAGCCACCUGUCCCGCCCCCAAGUGUGCGUCAACAAGAAUGUUGCUGCCCGACGACAGAAGCCUGUGGGUAAAGGGGGCGGUGUGAACCACGUGGAUGGUAUGGGAUACAGCAACGAAAUCACGAACAAUACCGCGAACAUCAACCCGCAGCUGGCGAACAGAGCCACGCCUCAGACUGGGUGCGGUCGGGGAGUUGUGGGGAUUGUGGAUUGGGUGGGGCCGUGGCGGCGGAGUGGGUCCUGAGUAUGCGUGCUCCAAUGCAGGGGCGGUACCGGGAGCACAACCGGACGGGACUCCCGGAGGCGGGCAACUCGCACUGCUACUGUUGCUCCACUGUUCCUGCCUACUGCUAAAUACAUGAAGAAAAGUAAUUGCUUGUACGUACUACCCAUUACGAGUACCUUACUUACAAAGACGAAAUGCG